Messenger RNA from Gasterosteus aculeatus aculeatus (three-spined stickleback), 3798 nucleotides. NCBI's taxonomy places the organism in Eukaryota, Metazoa, Chordata, Actinopteri, Perciformes, Gasterosteidae. The record is from RefSeq and is a predicted model, not a curated record.
GUAUUACUAUGGGCGUUGAUUUCCGGCAAUUUUGCGUCUGGAUUUGUUUUUUUCAAUGUUCCACAGAGUCCGCGUGUUAAUCGUGUGUGUUUGUUGUGUGUGCGCGCGCGCGUUUGUGGUCUUUUAACGGUCCCCGGUUUCGGGUGCUGUCACCGCCUCCCACCCCUCGUUCUCCUCCUCCUCCCCCCCCCCCCUUCCUCCCCGCGUCACUACAUGCGAGUCACCGUCGCGGCUCCACGCAUCGUUGGCCCGCAAUGACCGAGAGCCCCGCAACGCAGCCGGCCGACGGGGACGUGUGUCAGCGGGCGAAGAACGGACUGAGGCCGGAGAGGAACGGCUCGGCGAAGAGCCUCCGCCGCGGCCAUGAGCGGCGGGCCGAGCGCCCCCGCUGCCCCCCCGGGGAAGGAGAGGAGCAGGAGGCGGAUGCGGAGGAGGAGGUCCCCGCGGCGCCGCGGCCCUUCGCCGAGUCCUUCGAGGAGACCCCCAUGCUGGUGGCGGUGCUCACCUACAUGGGCUACGGCGUGCUGACCGUCUUCGGCUACCUGCGCGACUUCCUCCGCCACUGGAAGAUCGAGCGGUGCCACAUCGGCCGGGAGAAGGAGGAGCAGACGGGUUUUGUGCCCCUCUACCAGGACUUUGAGAACUUCUACACCCGAAACCUCUACAUACGCAUAAGAGACAACUGGAACAGGCCCAUAUGCAGCGUCCCGGGGGCCAAAAUGGACCUGAUGGAGCGAACGUCCCGCGACUACAACUGGACCUUUGAUUACACGGGCCGGGUGGUGCGGGACGUGAUCAACCUGGGCUCCUACAACUACCUGGGCUUCGCCGAGAACACGGGCCCGUGCGCCGACGCCGCGUCCGAGGUCGCCGCCAAGUACGGCGUCGGGGUGGCCAGCACCAGGCAGGAGAUUGGUAACCUCGACCGGCACGAGGAAAUGGAGAAGCUGGUGGCUGAGUUCCUGGGCGUGGAGUCGGCCAUGGCGUUCGGGAUGGGCUUCGCCACCAACUCCAUGAACAUACCGGCCCUGGCUGGCAAGGGCUGUCUGAUUCUGAGUGAUGAAUUGAACCAUGCCUCUCUGGUCCUGGGUACCAGACUCUCAGGGUCCACCAUCAGAGUCUUCAAACACAACAACAUGCAGAGCCUUGAGAAGCUGCUGAGAGAGGCCAUAGUUCACGGGCAGCCCAGGACUCACAGACCAUGGAAGAAGAUCCUCAUCGUGGUGGAAGGCAUCUACAGCAUGGAGGGCAGCGUGGUGCGCCUGCCCGAGGUCAUUGCCCUGAAGAAGCGCUACCGGGCCUAUCUUUACCUAGACGAGGCCCACAGCAUCGGGGCCCUGGGGCCGAGAGGCAGAGGUGUGGUGGAUUACUUCGGCCUGGACCCCUGCGAUGUGGACGUCAUGAUGGGCACUUUCACCAAGAGCUUUGGCGCGGCGGGGGGAUACAUCGCAGGGAAAAGGGAGCUCAUUGAGUACCUGCGUUCCCAUUCACACAGUGCGGUCUACGCCACCUCCAUGUCUCCUCCUGUGGUGGAGCAAAUCAUCACUUCCAUGAAGUGCAUUAUGGGAGAGGAUGGAACAAAAAUAGGCCUUGAGCGCGUGCAGCAGCUGGCGGUGAACACGGUCUAUUUCCGCAAGAGGCUUCGAGAUAUGGGCUUCAUCAUCUACGGCAACCAGGACUCCCCCGUGGUGCCCAUGAUGCUCUACAUGCCGGCCAAGAUAGGAGCGUUCGGCAGGGAGAUGCUGAAGAGGAACAUAGGGGUGGUGGUCGUCGGCUUCCCCGCCACGCCCAUCAUCGAGUCCCGGGCGCGCUUCUGCCUCUCGGCCGCCCACACGAGGGACGUGCUCGACCGGGCGCUGAGUGUCAUCAGCGAGGUGGGCGACCUGCUUCAGCUCAAGUAUUUCCGACACAAAAUCCAGCCAGCGCGGCCCGCCGCCCGCGACGCGUACGAGGACGUUGACAACUGAGAGGGGCCGCCGCUUUCCCAAAGCGAGCGCCGACCAGGACCGGGGACACGAGCGCAGCAAGGAGUUGUCCCUUGUCCCCUGCCUUAAUCCGACAUGCAGAACCUGUGGUGCACACAGUGAAAAAACCCACUUUAACCUUGUUAUUUUUAUACAUUAUUUUUAUUUUUUUUAUAAUUUUGGGUCAAAGACUUUAAGUUGUUGUGUGUGUGCUUCUUGCAUGUUAAGCUGUGUGUGUGUGUGUGUGUGUGUGUAAGAGAGAGAAUGUCUUUGAACUGGUGAGCGAGGCGCUUGCUUCAACAUGAUGAUGUCGUACUGGAAACAAGUGGCCAGAUGUGCAUUUUUUUUUUUUUUUUUUUUUUUUUACCAAAUAAACAAAUGCCAUCCACUGUUUUUGAUGCUAAGCUAAUGCUAAGCCUGCUGGCCAUAACUUUAUAUUUACCAUCAAUCGCCAGAUCUAAAUUUAAGCGAAGCAAAUAAGUGUAUUUCCCAGAAACACAAAAUAAUCUUUUUCUUCAGUCGUCAUUCGGGGAAGCUCACACUGGCUCUCUGUCAGCUGUAAGUCGCCUUUAUAUAUUCCAGCGUCAACAUUUAAGUAUAUCAUGUAAACAAAAGCUUAAACCCACAACUCCGAAAUGUGAAAUGAAAUAUUGUAAAUUAUAAUAAUUCAAAUUUUUUGAAAUGAUAACUUCAGGACUAAUAAAUAGUUAGGAAAAAAUGGAAAUAUCUACUCAAACUGAUCCUCUGAUUCUCACAGUUAUGUUUCAUGUCACUGACAUCAGUAUGAUUGUAUGCUUUUAUUUUUAUUGCUGCAUAUUUAUACAGUUUUCAUGUCACGGAAGAAUUUAAUAUCACUUGAUAAUCUUACUAUUUUGUUUUCAAAUGUCCAGUUUAUUGGUACCAGUUGGUCAGUUUAGUCCCUCUGAAGCAGUGCGACAAAUAGAUUAUUUCACGUUACACACACUCGUCUUCGGCUUCGUGCUGCUGAGCUUCGGGGGGGGGGGGAAACAACGCUUAAAUGAAGGGAGCUGUCCACAAAAGCUAAACGAAGGAUAUUCCACAUGUAACUCCCGACAGGCAUCGCGUGACCUCCCGCUCGUCCUGCUGAUGCACCGCGAGAAUGACGCUACGUCACAUGUCGUCACGUGUAGAAUGAGCCGUUGGAGCUCCAGAGGACGUUCCUUUGUGUCCGUCACUGUGCACGGGAGCUUCUUGUGUGGCUGACUUUCCUUCCGAUGCAAAACGUGUCCAAACCUUUACAUUUUGAUAUGAAAAUAGAGUAAAACCCAGAGACCUUACGGGUUGACCGCCCCAAUGAUGCUUUUCUUAAUGUGAAUUAUAUCCCAGUACUCUCAAAAUGAUUGGUGCUAGAUACAACUAUAUAUAUCUCAAUAUUUUGUGUAACGGUUCUAUGGUCAUUAAAAAGGAGCUAUACGUAAUAUUUAGUUCACUAAACAAUGGUUAUCUUUUUAACAGCCCUCGAGUUCACCCUUAAUGACGCCACUGGUUUAGUGCGAGCUACCACACAGAGAUCAUUCCUUUUCUGAUAUAGUGCCUUUUGAAGCAAACGUUUUUUCUAAGAGUUGCGUGUCAUAACUUGGAUUGUUCAUCUUCUACGGUCUUAUUAGACUUCUUUCACCACUUUGUCCUCAACACUGUUGAUGAAUUGCACUGGAUGUGUCUUCUGUGUUGACUUAUUCUCAUGGAUUUGAUCAUAGAAAACGCUUUAUUUGCAACAUAUCUGCAUAUUAUUGCUAACUAAAGUGUCACCUGUGUUGAUGAUAUUGGCAGAUUGUUAAAACAAUAAAGAAACAAAGCAGAUUCGAGCUGCCAA